This is a messenger RNA of Clupea harengus (Atlantic herring), 1483 nucleotides long. It is a transcript of the gene dmac2, whose product is annotated as distal membrane-arm assembly complex protein 2-like. Lineage: Eukaryota; Metazoa; Chordata; Actinopteri; Clupeiformes; Clupeidae. The record is from RefSeq and is a predicted model, not a curated record. The transcript has 6 exons. Bases 76 to 915 code for a protein of 279 amino acids.
CAAUGAAUGUAAGUAGACUUAACACUUUGAAUGUGACAUUUGUCCCUUAACGGAAUCCGUAGUAGGGACAGAAAUAUGGCCGCCUCCUUGCUGGUGACAUGGCGGUCCUGUCACAGAACGUCAUGGUCGGUUGCCAGGAGAUACCUGAGUGCGUCCCCUGCGCCCCCUGCGUCCCCACCGUCCGCAGUCACCCGGUUCCUCCUGCGGCUCAGGCAGCAGUUCUACGAUGUGGAGCAGCUCAUGACCUGGAGCGCCACCUUCAGGAACAGAGCUGUCCGGCGGAAGAAUCUCUUCUAUGGCUUUGCACAGCAGAACUAUGGUGACAACAUUGCAGCAGCAUACUACAUCUUGAGCCUGAAAGGAAGUUUCAGGUUUGCUGGACAGACAGAAUGGUUCCAGCCCGAUGCCAGAGGGAAAUUCAGCUUUGACUUCAUGAACUUCCCCACCUCCAUGAUUGAAGAGGUUGACUUGAGUGGCACUCCUAUUAACCGUGAUGGACUAGACAACCUAGUGAGUCAGCUGCAUCUCCGGAGGCUCUCCCUGAGGGGCUGCCCAGAGGUAGACGGCUGGUUCCUGACACGCCUGCACAUGUUCAGUGACAGCCUAGAGGAACUGGACAUCUCCCACUGCCCCCGGAUCACUGUAGGAGCCCUGUGUGCCCUGCAGCACCUCAGGAAGCUGCAUCGGCUGAACAUGUCCAGCAUCCCCAGCCUGCAGAACCCUGGGCUGGUGCGCAUCCUUAUGGAGGAGAUGCUGCCACACUGCCUUGUGACUGGGGCUGAGUACAGCCAGGGCCUUAGCCUGGAGGACACAACGCAAACAAUCACCACACACAGCUCCACAGACCCAGGGGCCCAGCCACAGGAAGAGGAGAGUGGGCAGACCAGUGCAAAGAGACAGGGGCAGAUGCAGUGACGGGAGUUAUCCAUGGACACGUACACACAGAAACAAUUAUUUAUAUAAAUACUUAAUUUGAUAUGCUCAGACGCACAAUCCCAGAUAAACACAUGUGAUGAUCAUACAUAAACAUGCACACAGAGAUCAACACAUGUGAUGAUCAUACAUAAACAUGCACACAGUGAUAAACUGGAACACAUUGUGGAAGUACAUACCAGUAAUGAAUGUAUUUUUUUUUUUACUAUCAUUUACACACCCCAUGCUGAAUUAUUGUAAUUCAUGUAGAUACUUGUAUUUGUAUUCAGUAUGCAACUAAACAUAGUACUCACAUUUUCAGUGUCAUUUAAUUCUUUAAAUGUACAUAUAUUGAAGUUAACUCACUUCCAGAUUGAUAUAAGUUAACCAUUCAUUUUAAGAUCAAAUGUACACUGAACUGUACAAGCAUGUCAUCUAUGAUGGUAUCAUGACCCCUUUGGCAUAUAGGAGCCAUGUCAUUGUUAUUGUUGAUAUUGUACAUUUAUUCAUACUGUACAUUUAGUCUUUGGGCAGCAGUUUGCCAUUUGCAAUAAAAGUACGUACUUCUGAA